GGACAACAUCUUCCACCGGUUGCUGCCGAAGUUCCAAUCAUCAGGAUUUCGUCAGUGCAUCAGGUACUAUCGCAGACAUGAGCGGAUCGGGCAAAGGUCUACUGGGUCUCUGGCUUUAUCGGAUGGGCGAAGAAGAGUGGAAAUUGAAGGACUCAUACCAUGGCGAUAGAGAAAUGGCACCUAAAACCGACGCCAAGACCAACACGAUGAUUUUCUCUUUGAAAAACCAACCGGGAGGAUUAGCCAGAGCUCUGAAAGUGUUUCAAGCAAAACGAGUAAACGUCGUUCACAUUGAAUCACGCCCGUCUAUACGUCGCAAUUCUCAGUACGAGAUCAUGGUAGAUGUGCAAUGUAACGACGAUCAGAUGGCCGACCUCAUCGCUUCGCUUCAGAGUGAAGUAGCUGCUGUUAAACUGGCCGAAUUCGACAUGGGACUCGAUCCUCCAAUGUCACCGGCCAUCAGUGAAAGCUUCGACAAUUUUGAGGACAUGGUCUGGUUCCCGAAACGCAUUUCCGAAUUGGACCAGGCUCAACGAGUUUUACUUUAUGGAGCGGAUUUAGACGCCGACCAUCCGGGAUUCAAAGACCCCGUGUACCGUAAAAGGCGAAAGUACUUCACAGACUUGGCUAUGGCUUAUCGCUAUGGAGAGCCUAUACCGAGAGUUGAAUACACUCCCGAAGAGAUCAAAACAUGGGGGGUUAUCUUCAACGAACUACAUAAGCUGUAUCCCGUCUACGCUUGCAAAGAAUAUUUGGAAAACUGGCCACUGCUGGUAAAAUACUGCGGUUAUAGGCAGGACAAUAUCCCUCAGCAGGCUGAUUUGAAUACCUUCUUGAAACGUAAAACGGGAUUCACCAUCCGACCGGUUGCAGGUUAUCUCUCUCCAAGAGAUUUCCUAGCUGGACUAGCGUUCCGCGUAUUCCACUGCACUCAGUAUAUCCGCCAUAGUUCAGAUCCUUUCUAUACUCCCGAACCCGAUUGCUGUCACGAGUUAUUGGGACAUAUGCCAUUGCUGGCCAAUCCGAGUUUUGCCCAGUUCUCACAGGAAAUCGGGCUUGCAUCUCUGGGUGCCACAGACGAAGAAGUCACUAAACUUGCCACGUGUUAUUUCUUCACCGUCGAGUUUGGAUUAUGCAAAGAAAACGGUGCCCUCAAGGUGUACGGUGCCGGAUUGCUAUCGUCCAUUGCCGAGUUGCGUCACGCUCUGUCCGACGAGGCCAAACCCAAAAUAAAAGCAUUCGAUCCAGAAGUAACGGCGCACGAGGAAUGCAUCAUUACAUCUUUUCAAAACGCUUACUACUACUCUGAAUCUUUUGAAGAAUCCAAAGAGAAGAUGAGGAAAUUCGUGGCUACGAUCAAACGCCCAUUUGGCAUCCGUUACAAUCCGUACACUCAAAGUGUCGAAGUGCUUAGUUCGGCUGAGAAAAUCGUUGGGCUCAUGAGUGAAUUACGUGGCGACUUGUGCAUCGUUCACAACGCUCUACAAAAGAUCCACGAACAGGACGAUUCCAUAAAUGUCGACCAAUUGGCUAGUAUUCUCAACAAAGACAUGCCCAUCUGAAUCAGCCCUACUAUUAACCACCCAAAAUAUACAGAUCCCUCUCUCAACUGCGAAAAAAGCUUCUAUAAAACACUAGUAAUCGCGACACGUUGUAUUAGACAUAAAUAUAAGGAACAGA
Messenger RNA from Daphnia carinata, 1680 nucleotides. It is a transcript of the gene Trhn, whose product is annotated as tryptophan 5-hydroxylase 1-like. Gene Ontology annotation, molecular function: iron ion binding; tryptophan 5-monooxygenase activity. NCBI's taxonomy places the organism in Eukaryota, Metazoa, Arthropoda, Branchiopoda, Diplostraca, Daphniidae. The transcript is spliced from 15 exons. The coding region runs from base 78 to 1562 and encodes 494 amino acids. The record is from RefSeq and is a predicted model, not a curated record. Gene Ontology annotation, biological process: aromatic amino acid metabolic process. Gene Ontology annotation, cellular component: neuron projection.